Prunus armeniaca (apricot) is the source of this 705-nucleotide messenger RNA. NCBI's taxonomy places the organism in Eukaryota, Viridiplantae, Streptophyta, Magnoliopsida, Rosales, Rosaceae. The record is from the annotation of a GenBank genome assembly.
AUGUCCAAAAUCAUGUGGAAGAAUUUAUGCUUUCCCAAUUUCAUCAAAUGCCUACCCACAAUCCAAGCUCCACCUGAUCAACCCUCUAACCAAAACUCACCACCCCCUCCCUCCACCACCACCACAUGUACAUCUCUCCUCAUCAAAAACUUCAACACCCUCUAUGACUUCAACUUGAUCAACUCCUCCUCCACCAAGUCCCUCACACCCUCCUCCUCCUCCUCCUCCGCCGACGAAGUCCACACUUCCUCCUCUGAUUCAGACUCCGACCUCUCUCCUCCCGAUUUCGCCACCAUCUUCGCCUCCCAACGCUUCUUCUUCUCCUCUCCGGGCCGCUCCAACUCCAUCACCGAGUCUCCACACACAACCACCACCAAACCCAACAAGCCUCAUCACAAAACAACGUUGGUCACCAAAGGCGUGCGCGUUCGCAAGUUCUCCUCAAACCCUUACUUGGACUUCAGGCGCUCCAUGGAGGAAAUGCUUGAAGCUAAUAGAGAUCAUCACAUGUUGGUGUGCCAUGAUCAUCAUCAUCAUCAUAGCAUAAGUGAUGACGUGGAGUAUCUACAUGAGCUGCUUUUGUGCUACCUCUCACUCAAUCCCAAACAUGCCCACAAGGACAUUAUCAGCGCCUUCACUGACCUUGUCAUCUGCGUGCUGUCUGCUAACUCGUCAGCGCCAGCUUUAGCCGCCGAUGACCGUUGA